Molecule: messenger RNA, 1479 nt
Organism: Yarrowia lipolytica CLIB122
Lineage: Eukaryota; Fungi; Ascomycota; Dipodascomycetes; Dipodascales
Cellular component (GO): mitochondrion
Molecular function (GO): alcohol dehydrogenase (NAD+) activity; metal ion binding
Source: RefSeq, a predicted model, not a curated record
AUGGUCAAAACGUCGACGAACCUUGCACGAAACGUGCUGCGAACCAUCCAGGCCAACCCUCCUCCCGGCCUCGAGGUAAAUGGCAUCACCUCACACAACUUCGGAGCCUACCAGCGGGCUUUCACCCCCAUGGUGAUGCAGGGAGCCGGACACAGAAACUACGCCAGUGAUCACAAGGAGACGGAGUACGCGUUCCAGAUGGCCGCUUCCAACAUCCGAUACGGCCCCGGCGUGACGGCAGAGGUGGGCUACGACUUCAAGAACAUGCGAAUCGACCGGGUGGCUGUCUUCACCGACAAGAACCUGCUCAAUACCCCCGCCGUCAAAACCGCACUGCAGUCGCUCGACAAGUGUGGAAUCAAAUACGACCUUUAUUCGGACGUGUGCGUUGAGCCCAAAGAGCCCUCUGUGCUCGACGCCAUUGCCUGGGGACGAGCUAAGCAGCCCAAGGCCUACCUUGCCAUUGGAGGAGGCUCUGUCAUGGACACUGCCAAGAUGGCCAACCUGUACCAGUGCUUCCCCGACGCUGAGCUGCUUGAUUUCGUCAACGCCCCCAUUGGAAAGGCUCAGCCCAUCGACAUUGACCUCAAGCCUCUGAUUGCCGUCCCCACCACUGCCGGCACCGGAUCCGAGACCACUGGAACUGCCAUCUUCGAUCUCGUUUCCCGAAAGGCCAAGACCGGUAUUGCUAACCGUGCUCUGAAGCCCCUGCUUGGAAUUGUCGAUCCUCUCAACUCUGCCACCAUGCCCGAGCAGGUUAAGGCCGCUUCCGGCCUCGAUGUCCUAUGUCACUCUCUUGAGUCCUACACUGCCAUCCCCUACCAGCAGCGAACCCCCCGUCCCAGCAACCCCAACAUGCGACCUGCCUACCAAGGAUCCAACCCCAUUGCUGAUAUUUUCUCUCUCGAGGGUCUGCGUCUGGCCAUUGAGUACCUUCCUCGAUCUUGUGCCGACCCCGAAGACAUGGAGGCCCACUCUAACAUGCUUCUUGGAUCUACUCUUGCCGGUGUGGGUUUUGGAAACGCCGGUGUUCACAUCUGCCACGGUCUCUCUUACCCCAUCUCUGGAAUGAACACCUCCUACUACCACCCCGACUACCACACUGACCAUCCUCUGGUUCCCCACGGUAUCUCCGUUGCAGUUACUGCUCCUUCUGUCUUCAAGUUUACUGCUCCCAGCGACCCCGAGCGACAUCUCAAGGCCGCCUCUCUGUUUGGCGUUGAUGUUUCCAACGUCAAGCGAGAGUCUGCCGGAGAGGUGCUUGCUGAGGCCAUCCAAGAGUUCAUGUUCACUAAGCUCAAGCACCAACCCCGGGGUGUCUCUGCUCUUGGUUACAAGCGAAGCGACAUUUCUGCUCUCGUUGACGGUGCCGUUCCUCAACGACGAGUUCUUGAUCUCGCCCCCGGUAUCCACGGUGUUGAGGAGGCCGAGGUCCGAGAGGCCCUUACCUCUAUUCUUGAGGACGCUUGGGAGUACUAA